AUGAGAACAGCUUGCAUCCUUGCAGCCCUCUUGGCUGCUUGCACACCCGCACUGGCAGGUCUCGAAGCCUGCAAGAUCAGCAAGAAGCUAGACGCCAAGAACUUUGACUCUGUCAUCGGUGCAGGCUCAAAGGGCACCCUCGCCGCUUUCUUCGCUCCCUGGUGCGGACACUGUAAGACGCUGGCGCCCACUUGGGACAAGGUCGCCCUCGAUUUCGCAGCAGAAGAGGGCUGUCAGGUAGCGCAUCUCGACGCAGACGCAGCGGAGAACAAGCCGACUGCGAGCAAGUACGGCGUACGCUCGUACCCUACCAUCAAAUGGUUCCCUGGAGAUGGCAGUGCACCCCAGGACUAUUCCUCCGGACGAACAGAGGACAGUCUGCUCGAGUUCCUCAACAAGAAGUGUGGCACCUCGCGCAUGCCAGGCGGCGCGCUCUCCGACUCGGCUGGUAGGAUCCCCACACUCGAUACGCUAGCAGGCAAGUUCCUCGGCUCGACCAAUGCCGCCCGGAUAGAACUCGUCAACGAGGCCAAGACGUUUGCAGAAUCGCUGACCAACUCGAGCGCAUCUUACUACGUCAAAGUCAUGAACAAGCUUGCCGUCUCGUCUGACUACCUCGAAACGGAGAGCAAGCGGUUGAGCAAGCUGGCAGAAAAGAAAGGUCAGCUGGCGGGCAGGAAACUCGACGAGCUUCAGAUCCGUCAGAACAUCCUCAAGGCUUUCAAAGCCGUUCAGGAUGCAGUAGACGAAGGCACAGAUGCCGCCAAACAAAAGGCAGACGAUCUGCUCCAAAAGCUCAAGGAAGAACUAUAGGCUCACACGACCAACGCUAGUAACGAUGAAUUGCAUCUUCGUCUUUUCGCAUGAUCGCUCGUUUCCAAGCUCAUGCAGCUCUUUCUAGCUUGGUGAAGUCGACCGUGCGAGCAUUGAAAGCCAGCACGAGGGGACGACCGCCAUAGGAAUAGCCCUGGAACUUCGUAAUGGCAGUUUGAGCAUCGUCAGCUGUAGCAAAUUCAACGACGCCUGUGCCCUUGGCGCGACCAUUCUCCUGAGUGGCUUCGGCAUGGAGGACAGUUCCGACCGUUUGGAAGAGCUCGACGAGAUCCUCAUUGGCAGUAGACCAGGGUAGCUGCUCAUCUAUCAGCCAUUGGCGAUGAUACAUCAAGUCACACGAACAUUCUUGACGAAGAUUUGGGGAGACGGGUCGAUGUUGGCGAAGCGAUCCGGACGAGGUUCGCCCG
Messenger RNA from Mixia osmundae IAM 14324, 1241 nucleotides. RefSeq lists its product as uncharacterized. Lineage: Eukaryota; Fungi; Basidiomycota; Mixiomycetes; Mixiales; Mixiaceae. The coding region runs from base 1 to 813 and encodes 270 amino acids. The record is from RefSeq and is a predicted model, not a curated record. Gene Ontology annotation, cellular component: endoplasmic reticulum. Gene Ontology annotation, biological process: protein folding. Gene Ontology annotation, molecular function: protein disulfide isomerase activity. The transcript is spliced from 5 exons.